AUGGGGGCAACGUCUCUGUCUGUGAUCGCGCGGAAGGCAGCAGAGCGUGUGGUGGCUCAAUUGGAUGGCGACGAGGGUGGGUGGCGGGCGUCGCCGCCAGUAAUCGCACUGGCUAAACGUCUCUGUCUCUCGGUCGAACGUCUCUGGGAGGGUUUGGGGGAUGUCUCUGUCUGUGAAUGUGCGGAAGGCAGCAGAGCGUGUGGUGGCUCGAUUGGGGUGGUGACGGGGUUGGUCGGUGGGUAUCGUCGCCACGAGUCGAACUGA
This is a messenger RNA of Penicillium verrucosum, 264 nucleotides long. RefSeq lists its product as uncharacterized. Lineage: Eukaryota; Fungi; Ascomycota; Eurotiomycetes; Eurotiales; Aspergillaceae. The record is from RefSeq and is a predicted model, not a curated record. The transcript is spliced from 5 exons. The coding region runs from base 1 to 264 and encodes 87 amino acids.